Molecule: messenger RNA, 5906 nt
Organism: Mesoplodon densirostris (Blainville's beaked whale)
Lineage: Eukaryota; Metazoa; Chordata; Mammalia; Artiodactyla; Ziphiidae
Gene: INO80
Product: INO80 complex ATPase subunit
Exons: 36
Coding region: 112-4617 (1501 amino acids)
Biological process (GO): DNA repair; chromatin remodeling; DNA-templated transcription
Cellular component (GO): Ino80 complex; nucleus
Molecular function (GO): ATP binding; ATP hydrolysis activity; ATP-dependent chromatin remodeler activity
Source: RefSeq, a predicted model, not a curated record
CUCCGGACCCCGCCCGCACCCCGCCCCCCCUCCGCCGCCGCCGCGGCGGCGGGGCCCGGCGGCCCGAGCCGUGCAGUCGGAAACCCUUGUGCAUGAAGACAGAUUUGUUCUAUGGCCUCGGAGUUGGGUGCCGGGGACGAUGGCGGCUUCACUGAGCUGGCAAAGCCCCUCUAUCUUCAGUACCUGGAGAGGGCCCUCCGGUUGGACCAUUUCCUGCGACAAACAUCAGCCAUCUUCAACAGGAAUAUUUCUAGUGAUGAAAGUGAAGAUGGACUGGAUGACAAUAAUCCUUUAUUACCCCAAUCUGGGGAUCCCUUGAUACAAGUUAAGGAAGAACCUCCAAAUUCAUUGCUUGGUGAGACUUCUGGAGCAAGUAGUUCUGGAAUGUUAAACACAUACUCAUUGAAUGGAGUUCUACAGUCAGAAACAAAAUCUGACAAAGGGAAUUUAUAUAACUUCUCUAAGUUGAAGAAAAGCAGAAAGUGGCUAAAGAGCAUUCUGCUAAGUGAUGAAUCCAGUGAGGCAGAUUCUCAGAGUGAAGACAAUGAUGAUGAAGAAGAAGAAGAAGAAGAAGAAGAAGAAGAACUCAAUCUCAGCAGAGAAGAACUUCAUAAUAUGUUGCGACUGCACAAAUAUAAGAAACUUCACCAGAAUAAGUAUAGUAAAGACAAGGAGUUGCAGCAAUACCAAUACUACAGUGCAGGACUGCUCUCCACAUAUGACCCUUUCUAUGAGCAGCAACGGCACCUUCUUGGACCCAAAAAAAAGAAAUUCAAGGAAGAAAAGAAACUUAAAGCUAAGUUGAAAAAAGUGAAGAAAAAAAGGCGAAGAGAUGAAGAACUUUCCUCUGAAGAAUCCCCUCGUCGCCACCACCACCAGACCAAAGUCUUUGCCAAGUUCUCUCAUGAUGCACCUCCUCCUGGCACCAAGAAGAAGCACUUAUCCAUUGAGCAGCUCAAUGCCCGUCGCAGGAAAGUAUGGCUCAGUAUUGUGAAAAAGGAACUACCAAAGGCCAACAAGCAGAAAGCUUCAGCUCGUAACCUGUUUCUCACCAAUAGCCGCAAGCUCGCCCACCAAUGCAUGAAGGAGGUGCGUCGAGCUGCCUUGCAGGCCCAGAAAAACUGUAAGGAGACCUUACCUCGUGCUCGCCGCCUCACCAAGGAAAUGCUUCUAUACUGGAAGAAGUAUGAGAAGGUGGAGAAAGAACACCGCAAACGUGCAGAGAAGGAAGCCUUGGAGCAACGGAAGUUGGAUGAAGAAAUGCGGGAGGCCAAGAGGCAGCAGCGAAAACUGAACUUCCUCAUCACCCAGACAGAGUUGUAUGCCCAUUUCAUGAGUCGCAAACGAGACAUGGGUCACGAUGGGAUCCAGGAAGAAAUCUUAAGGAAACUGGAAGAUAGUUCUACACAGAGACAAAUUGACAUUGGUGGAGGGGUUGUAGUUAACAUCACACAGGAGGAUUAUGACAGUAACCAUUUCAAAGCCCAGGCCCUGAAGAAUGCUGAAAAUGCUUACCAUAUUCAUCAGGCUCGGACAAGGUCAUUCGAUGAAGAUGCAAAAGAAAGUCGAGCAGCUGCCCUACGGGCAGCAAACAAGUCUGGCACUGGGUUUGGGGAGAGUUAUAGCCUGGCAAACCCAUCUAUCCGGGCUGGUGAGGAUAUUCCACAGCCUACAAUUUUUAAUGGCAAAUUAAAAGGUUAUCAGCUGAAAGGCAUGAAUUGGUUGGCAAAUCUCUAUGAACAGGGUAUUAAUGGCAUUCUUGCCGAUGAAAUGGGACUUGGUAAGACAGUACAGAGCAUUGCCCUCCUUGCCCAUCUGGCUGAGAGAGAGAACAUUUGGGGACCUUUCUUAAUAAUUUCACCUGCUUCUACACUUAACAAUUGGCACCAGGAGUUUACUAGAUUUGUUCCUAAAUUUAAGGUGCUACCAUAUUGGGGAAAUCCUCAUGAUAGAAAAGUUAUCAGGAGGUUCUGGAGUCAGAAGACCCUCUACACUCAGGAUGCCCCCUUCCAUGUGGUUAUCACCAGUUACCAGCUGGUGGUGCAGGAUGUAAAGUAUUUCCAGCGAGUCAAGUGGCAGUACAUGGUAUUGGAUGAGGCUCAGGCGCUCAAGAGUAGUUCCAGUGUUCGUUGGAAGAUACUCUUGCAGUUUCAGUGUCGGAAUCGGCUUUUGCUAACUGGGACCCCCAUUCAGAACACCAUGGCAGAGCUCUGGGCUCUGCUGCAUUUCAUUAUGCCAACAUUAUUUGAUUCACAUGAGGAAUUUAAUGAAUGGUUUUCCAAGGACAUUGAGAGCCAUGCUGAAAACAAAUCUGCCAUAGAUGAGAAUCAACUCUCUCGCUUACACAUGAUCUUGAAGCCAUUUAUGCUGAGGAGAAUCAAGAAAGAUGUGGAAAAUGAAUUGUCUGACAAGAUUGAGAUUCUAAUGUAUUGCCAACUGACCAGCCGACAGAAGCUGCUAUAUCAGGCACUAAAGAACAAAAUUUCCAUUGAGGAUUUAUUGCAGUCUUCUAUGGGCUCUACCCAGCAAGCACAGACAACCACCAGCAGCCUCAUGAAUCUGGUCAUGCAGUUUAGGAAGGUGUGUAAUCACCCAGAGUUAUUUGAACGACAAGAAACUUGGUCUCCAUUUCAUAUUGCCCUAAAGCCAUACCAGAUUUCAAAGUUUAUCUACCGUCAUGGACAGAUCAGGGUCUUCAACCAUUCACGAGACAGGUGGUUAAGGGUUCUUCUUUCUCCAUUUGCACCAGACUAUAUCCAGCAGUCUCUGUUUCACAGAAAAGGUGUUAAUGAAGAAAGCUGUUUCUCUUUCCUUCGCUUUAUUGAUGUAUCUCCAGCUGAAAUGGCAAACCUCAUGCUUCAGGGACUUUUGGCCAGAUGGUUAGCUCUUUUCCUGUCUCUGAAAGCCUCCUACAGGCUCCAUCAGCUGCGCUCCUGGGGAGAGCCAGAAGGGGAGAGCCAGCAGAAAUAUCUGAGAAACAAGGAUUUCCUUCUUGGGGUUAAUUUUCCACUCUCCUUUCCCAACCUUUCCAGCUGCCCUUUGUUAAAGUCUCUGGUUUUCAGCAGCCACUGUAAAGCAGUGAGUGGCUACUCAGACCAGGUCAUCCAUCAGCGGAGAUCAGCUACCUCCUCGCUUCGUUGCUGCCUGCUCACUGAGCUGCCAUCUUUUUUGUGUGUGGCCAGUCCACGAGUCACCGCAGUGCCAUUGGAUUCUUACUGCAAUGACCGAAGUGCAGAAUAUGAGCGGCGAGUGCUGAAGGAAGGAGGGAGUCUGGCAGCCAAGCAGUGUUUGUUGAAUGGGGCCCCUGAACUGGCGGCAGACUGGCUAAAUCGACGGUCCCAGUUCUUUCCAGAACCAGCUGGAGGACUGUGGAGCAUUAGGCCUCAGAAUGGCUGGUCUUUCAUCAGGAUUCCAGGCAAGGAGAGCCUCAUCACUGACAGUGGAAAGCUGUAUGCCCUUGAUGUCCUGUUGACUCGGCUCAAGUCUCAAGGACAUAGGGUCCUUAUCUACUCCCAGAUGACCAGGAUGAUAGACCUGCUGGAGGAAUAUGUGGUUUACAGGAAGCAUACCUACAUGAGGCUUGAUGGCUCAUCCAAGAUCUCAGAGAGGCGGGACAUGGUUGCUGAUUUUCAGACCAGGAAUGACAUUUUUGUGUUCCUGCUAAGUACACGAGCUGGAGGACUGGGUAUCAAUCUGACUGCGGCAGAUACAGUGAUUUUUUAUGAUAGCGAUUGGAACCCCACUGUGGAUCAGCAGGCCAUGGACAGGGCCCACCGCUUGGGGCAGACAAAGCAGGUUACCGUGUACCGACUCAUCUGUAAGGGCACCAUUGAAGAACGCAUUCUGCAGCGAGCCAAGGAGAAGAGUGAGAUUCAGCGGAUGGUGAUUUCUGGUGGAAACUUCAAACCGGAUACCUUGAAACCCAAAGAGGUGGUUAGCCUUCUUCUAGACGAUGAAGAAUUGGAGAAAAAAUUGAGACUCCGACAAGAAGAGAAACGGCAGCAGGAGGAAACCAACCGAGUUAAAGAGCGCAAGCGCAAGCGGGAAAAAUACGCAGAGAAGAAGAAAAAGGAAGAUGAAUUGGAUGGGAAAAGGAGAAAGGAGGGUGUGAACCUAGUGAUCCCAUUUGUUCCUUCGGCUGAUAACUCCAACCUCUCUGCAGACGGGGAUGACUCCUUCAUUAGUGUGGACUCAGCCAUGCCCAGCCCUUUCAGUGAGAUCUCCAUCAGCAGUGAGCUGCACACCGGCUCUAUUCCUCCCGAUGAGAGCAGCAGCGACAUGCUGGUCAUUGUGGAUGACCCAGCCUCCUCAGCCCCUCAGUCUCGAGCCACCAACUCUCCUGCUUCCAUAACGGGCUCCGUGUCAGACACUGUGAACGGAAUUUCCAUUCAGGAAAUGCCAGCCGCAGGACGUGGUCAUUCAGCCCGAAGCCGAGGCCGCCCCAAAGGUUCAGGAAGCACAGCCAAAGGAGCAGGGAAGGGCCGGAGCCGGAAGUCCACCGCAGGCAGUGCUGCUGCAAUGGCAGGAGCCAAAGCAGGGGCUGCCGCGGCCUCUGCAGCUGCCUAUGCUGCAUACGGGUACAACGUGUCUAAAGCUCAUCACACCCUUGGAAAAUAACAAUCAUGGCAGUGGUCAAGGCUGCCAUGGCAGGAUUUCACCCACGGAUGGGGCAAAGCAUGACACUCAUCAUGCUUUCUCCCGGAGGCAACAGCGGGUAGAGUGUCACAAGAAUAAUUGACAGUGCUUGGUGACUGGGAACGGAAAACAAGGGAAAGGACUGAUCUGGACAUUACCCACAGCUCCACUGUGGAUGAGAGGAGACACGAGUCUGCCUGCUGAGCACUUAGAAUUGAUUCUUAGGAAUGUUCAAAAGGGUUGUUGCCCAGGAAGCCAUCGCUGGAGAUGGGAGAUUUGAACCGGGUCCUUAAAGUGGCAGGGCUUGGAGAGCAGAGGUAGCUGCCUCCAACACAAGGAGAACUGCAUGAGUGUAGACACAGGAUAGAGUGGGCAGCCUUGUGUCCUCUGGCCAGACUGGGGAGUAGAGGACAUCUUCUGAAAUUAAGAAGGAAGCAGCUGGGACUUCCCUGGUGGCGCAGUGGUUAAGAAUCCGCCUGCCAAUGCAGGGGACAUGGGUUCGAGCCCUGGUCCAGGAAGAUCCCACAUGCCGCGGAGCAACUAAGCCCGUGAGCCACAGCUACCGAGCCUGUGCUCUAGAGCCUGCGAGCCACAACUACCUAGCCCACGUGCCACAACUACUGAAGCCCUCGCGGCUAGAGCCCGUGCUCCGCAACAAGAGAAGCCACCGCAGUGAGAAGCCCACGCACCGCAAGAAAGAGUAGCCCCCGCUCGCCGCAACUAGAGAAAGCUGGCACAUAGCAACGAAGACCCAAUGCAGCCAAAAAUUUAAAAAUAAAUAAAUAAUUUUUUAAAAAAAUAAAGAGGGAAGCAACUAAUCACAAGUGGUGUCCUAAAAAGGAAGAAGGAAUGUGUAAGAAAAUACAUUAGUGCCUGUAAGUUACGGCUCAUCCUGCAGCCUUGGCUUUCCCAUGUUAUAUAAUGCGUGCUCUGCCCUUGAGUGCCAAGGUGACAUCUUACUCCUUGUUGAUGCGGUAAUGUGGAGAGAGCCGGGUAGGUAUCAUUUUUCUCUUACUGAAAAAACAGUUGACAGGAAGAGCAAGCAAAUAUGCUAAGAAGAGUGGCAGGGAGGGGGUUCCCGACGACCUCAUCUCCAGACCAGACUCCAGCAAUCGAAGUCAGGCACUGAGGCACUCAGACAGGACUGGUGCUUAUGCUUGUCUUGCCUCUCUUUCCCUCCCCACAGGAAUCUCCGCCAGCAGUCCUCUGCAGACAUCCCUUGUUCGGCCUGCUGGCCUUGCUGACUUUGGACCUUCAAGCGCCUCUUCUCC